This is a messenger RNA of Strongylocentrotus purpuratus (purple sea urchin), 2500 nucleotides long. It is a transcript of the gene ebna1bp2, whose product is annotated as probable rRNA-processing protein EBP2. The transcript is spliced from 9 exons. Gene Ontology annotation, biological process: ribosomal large subunit biogenesis; rRNA processing. NCBI's taxonomy places the organism in Eukaryota, Metazoa, Echinodermata, Echinoidea, Camarodonta, Strongylocentrotidae. Gene Ontology annotation, cellular component: preribosome, large subunit precursor; nucleolus; nuclear periphery. The record is from RefSeq and is a predicted model, not a curated record. The coding region runs from base 65 to 997 and encodes 310 amino acids.
AUCCCAAGACAAGUACACAAUCCAAUAUUUUACACGUGUUGAUAGCGCGUGUUGAUUGCCCAACAUGACCGACCCCGAUAUUGCUGCAGAAAUGGAGGAAGACAGUUUCGAUGACUUGGACUCCGAUGAGGAGCUGCAAGCAGCAUUCAGCCGAGGUGAUUUAAAACCAGGACUUAACAUCGAGGCCAGGGCAAAGAGAGUGUACAUAAAUGAUGAGCAAGGAUUAAAGGAUAGACUGACGGACUUCAAGAAAGACCUGGCAUGGCUUGAGAGGUUAGACGUGACCUGUGGUCCUGCAAGGGUACCGGGGGAGACAGAUCCUAAACCAGAUGAGGAGAACAAGGAUGAAGUACAUGAUGACUUCAAGAGGGAAUUAAGAAUAUAUCGUCAAGCCCAAGCAGCCGUCCUUGAUGCGCUCCCUAAGUUACAAGCUCUGAAUAUACCCACAAAGAGACCAGAAGACUUCUUUGCCGAGAUGGCUAAAUCAGAUGAUCAUAUGAGAAAGAUCCGAGAGAAGCUGAUUGCAAAGCAGCUGUCCAUGGAAAGAUCAGAGAAAGCAAAGAAACUUCGGGAACUCAGAAAGUUUGGCAAAAAGGUUCAACAAGAGGUCUUGGUGAAAAGGCAGAAAGAAAAGAAGGACUUAGCAGAAUCUGUAAAGAAAUUCAAGAAAGGUCACUCAAAGGAUCUUGGUUUUCUGGAAGGCAAGCCAAAAGGAGGAGCAAACUCCAAACAAGACAAAGCAGCAGCUAAACUAGGACCCAAUAUGAAGAGGAAAGCGAAGAACACAAAGUUUGGAUACGGCGGGAAGCACAAGGGAAGCAAGGUGAACUCCAAGCAGAGUGCUAGGGAUGAUGAGGAUCACUUUAGUAUCAAAAGAAACAGAUCAGAUGUCGCCAAACACCAGAAACAAUUUGGAGGAAAGCAGAGGAAAGGAAACACCAAACAGAAGAGACUAGGAAAAGGAAAGAGACAGAAACUCAAAUCUAGAAAGAAAUAAUGGACUGUGCAUCACUCUUUAGAAGUUUUAAUUUAUCUAAUCGUGCUGCUAAAAAAAGACUCUCCAUAUUUCUGAUAUCCUGGGAUCAUACAGUGGAACUUUUUGCUGGUCCCAGCUCUUUACAUUACUACCGGUAUGUUGUUUUUUAUAUAACAAGGUAAUUUCCUCAGUCCCAAGUACCUUGUUAUAAUGAGUUUCCAUUGUAUUAGGCCAUGCUUCCUUUAACUGACUCCUAGUCCUCCAUAAUGAGGAGUAGGGGAGUUUACAUGAAGUGUGAAUCCUGCUUUAACAUUUUGUCUUCUCAAAAAAGCUUGUGAAUAUGUUACUGUAUGUCAAAGCUAAUCUUGAGCUCUGGUAUGGGAAUUGUAUUUCGAAAGAACGUGGCUAUUUAUUCAUGCUGGAUUGUUUACCCUGCAGUAGAUUGAUUGUUUGAACCAGUAAAAUAAAAACAAAGUCACAAGAACUUACUGGAAAUCAUCUUCAAUAAAAACCAAAACUCCAAUGUGCACUUAGUGACCUGUAUUAAGCACAUGGUGUCGGGCCUACUUAAUUUGAUUUCCUUAUCUUUCUAUGCUCAUUACUCGUCCCCUGGCACAUUUCAUUUAUAUGUAAUCUUGAACAUUCAGUGACAAUUUUGUUGGAUUCUGUGAGAAUUUUACUUUCUAUCAUUACCAGAACUCAAGCUUAUUUUUUAACUUGUAUAAGUCUCACUAAAAGCAUAAUACAUGUAAACAAAAACAAAAAAAAAAAUAAAAAAAAAAAUGGAUUAACUUUUAGACAUUUUAGAUUUCAUUUUGGACUGUUCAGAUAGAUGCUUUCAUAUUGAUUCUACAAUUGCAAAAUUAUGUGCCAUUUUACUCAAUCUAUUAUAAAUGUGUGGUUUAAUUUUAAAAAUAAAAAGCAUUAUUUCAACGAAUAAGGAUUGUGUAAUUUAGACUUGUGUUUACUUUAUGGGGUUGAUAGCAACCUCUCUUGAAGAAAUGCCUGCACAAGAGACUACAUGAUAAUGAAGAGAUUAAAUUCUUUCGUGGAAGGAUCGACUAGUCCAUUAAAAUGAAUAGAAUUUAUUUACGUGUACUGAAAUGCAGGUGAUUUAUAAGUAUGCCCUGAUUUUGGAUGGAAACAAAGUAUGUAACGACAGAGUUUCAAAAAGAGGUUAUACAACUUUCUAACUGGUUGGCAUUUCCUCAGUGGACUUCCUCCCCCCCCCCCCCUUUUCAUUUAUUCCCAGCAUCUCAAACAAUUGCUAACUUCACUAAGAUUAUUUCAGUUGAUGCAGAUGGCAUAUUCUAUUUUUUUCUUCAAUCCAGCACUUCACACAGCCUCUUCAUGUCUUUUUUGUCGUCGUUGAAAAAUUGUGACAACUUUAUAUUAGUCAUGAAUGUCAAACUCUGCUUGUAGAGUAAUUAUUGUCCCUUUCAUUUUUGUGCCACCUCCCAAGUCCGGGAUUUUAUUCAAACAACUGCUCAACUUGUAAAUAAAUUUUAGAAGUUUAAAAGAUGA